AUGAACAAGAACCCGCCGGUCAGGCGCACGCUGGCCGACAUCAUCAUGGAGAAGAUCACGGAGAAGCAGACGGAGGUGGAGACGGCGCUGUCGGAGAUAUCAGGCUGCCCCAUGCCCCAGCUCGAUCCCCGCGUCCUGGAGGUCUACAAGGGUGUCAGAGAGGUGCUGUCCAAAUACAGGAGUGGGAAACUCCCCAAGGCAUUUAAAAUCAUUCCUGCCUUGUCCAACUGGGAGCAGAUUCUUUACAUCACAGAGCCAGAGACAUGGACAGCAGCUGCCAUGUACCAGGCCACCAGGAUAUUUUCAUCCAACCUGAAAGAGAGGAUGGCCCAGCGGUUCUACAACCUGGUGCUGCUACCACGGGUCAGGGAUGACAUCGCUGAGUACAAGCGCCUCAAUUUUCACCUCUACAUGGCUUUGAAGAAGGCUCUGUUCAAGCCAGCAGCCUGGUUCAAAGGGAUCCUCAUCCCACUGUGUGAGUCGGGGACCUGCACGCUGCGGGAGGCCAUCAUCAUCGGCAGCAUCCUCACCAAGUGCUCCAUCCCCGUCCUCCACUCCAG
Molecule: messenger RNA, 560 nt
Organism: Antrostomus carolinensis (chuck-will's-widow)
Lineage: Eukaryota; Metazoa; Chordata; Aves; Caprimulgiformes; Caprimulgidae
Gene: BYSL
Product: bystin like
Exons: 5
Biological process (GO): rRNA processing
Cellular component (GO): preribosome, small subunit precursor; nucleolus; cytoplasm
Molecular function (GO): snoRNA binding
Source: RefSeq, a predicted model, not a curated record